Molecule: messenger RNA, 4065 nt
Organism: Mercenaria mercenaria
Lineage: Eukaryota; Metazoa; Mollusca; Bivalvia; Venerida; Veneridae
Product: myosin-VIIa-like
Exons: 21
Coding region: 997-4050 (1017 amino acids)
Cellular component (GO): cytoskeleton
Source: RefSeq, a predicted model, not a curated record
CAGAACGAGCAGUUUUGUAAAUAACUACAAUCGGGGACAAAUAAUUACGGCAUUCCUAUGUAUAGGAUUACCUUACCCAGUUCAAAUCCACCCCAUUGUAUGGUUUAUCAAUGGAUUUUUCUACCUUGUAAAUAGUGCGGACCAAUUUAACUGUACGUAGUAAGCCAUGCGAAGCAUGAAAAUUAUACAUUGUCAACAUUCUACCUUAAAGACUGGAUAUACAACAUUUUUGAUUAAGUGUUGGUUCUUUUUUUCAAUUGCUACAUUUAAAUCGUCAAAUAUUCAAUGAUUUAUUUGUUUUCAUGUUAAACUGCGCGUGUUACGAUAUCGAGUAUGUUUGGUUAAGACGACUGAUACACGUUUAAAUUGUGCUGAAUAUUUAAAAAGGAACUUGCAUGCCAGGAUUUUAUACAUGACAAAUAUAUGAGGCGGAAAUAAAGAAGAUAUUAUUAAGCGAGAUUUAAAUAUUAAUUACGUGUUGUUUUACACUUGUUCUAUAUAUCAGUUCGGCUAAACCACGGUCAUUAAACGACGGAAAUAGUGAGAGGCAGCUAAGUCGAAAAGUGGUUCAAAAGAACUGUGAGGUUGAAGAGAUCGAUGUAAACAGACAGUUCCUAAAUCAACGAGAAUAAAAAUCAUCGCCUAAUCGUACCUGGAUAUAUAAUAGUGGAUAAGGAAUAAAGGAUUUCACCUACUGAUUGCUGUAAAAUAUAAAACAUCUUUAUUUAAAACUGAAUGGAAUAUUUGAAAUUUGAAGAAAAUUAUUAGGCGGUGGCUGUUCACGCACUGAAUACAUCCCAUCCAUAAAUAAAAUGUUUAUUAGUUGAUGUUACGAUACUACAUAGUGAUGUAGGGUAUGGGUGGAGUGACAUUACAUCUUUGACGUAAAACCGUAAUUAUCUACACUUUUCAAAUUGUUCAACAAGGGGACGCAUUAUGGUACAUUAAACCUCGGAAUUAACGCGACAAAAUAGGACACACAGGCGGGCUUUGAGGAUGGCGACUGUUGAUGCAGGACAGGAUGAUGGAAAACAUCCUAUUACCCGGCAACAGAGUAUUGUGCCAGCUCCGCCGGCGUCGGCGUUUGGCGAUGACGAUGAAGAUUAUGCACGUGUAACAAAGCAACAGAAUGAAGCACAGAAAAAAGCUAGCAAAACGAAAAAGGAUGACAUGAGUACAAAUUUUGGAGCCGCCACAUUUUCAAAGGCUCCAAAAGGAUUCGAGGCUAUGCAAGCUGUGAUUGAAAUGGAGAGAAAAGGCUCUACAGUAGAAAACGACGCUGAUUCGUCAGAAAAUUCAACUGAUCAAUCCACUGACCAAUCGGAUGAUAGAGAAUCAGCUUCCGGUCGCGGAAGCGGAAGUUGGCAAACGUUUGCGCGCACGAGGUUUUCGGUGAAAGCCUCACAUGGUUAUUGCUGUGCUCCUUUGCAGCAGCCUCUUCUAGAAAAACGCGAAAAGUCCGACCAUUUAGCGUCGCUGGCAGCAUGGGUCACCUUGCUAAGAAUUAUGGGAGAUCUACCGGAAAUGGAUUACGGCGAGACAUUUGCCGUUGCCGGGCAAACAAAGCCUGUCGUGAAUCUUGUCAGAGAAAAUUUUAGUAAAAAGUAUUCGAAGAAGGACAUAGAAGAUGCUUACAAAAAGUACAGCGAAUUGUUUAGGGAUCCAACCAACUCGGAGGUGACGAACAUACCAUUUCUCCAGGAUAAUAAAGAAUCCAUGUUGGAGAAAGUACAAUAUAUCACUGCUCUAGGAAUAUAUAAAGCCGACCUCAGAGAUGAGUUAUACUGUCAGGUUUGUAGACAGCUGACCAACAAUCCAUCCCGUAACAGUUGUAUCAGAGGAUGGGUCAUGUUGUUCGUGUUCGCCGGAAGUUUUCUUCCCUCUGAAAAGUUUGCCCCAGUCUUGCUGACUUUUCUUCGAGAAGGUCCAACUGAGCAUGCUCAGAGGGCGGAGCGAUUGUUAAGACGCACGUUUAUGGUUGGAACAAGAGGACAGCCGCCAAGUUGGCUAGAAUUUCAGGCAGCGAAGAACAGUAAGCCCAUUUUGUUGCCAAUAAUUUUGAUGAACAGUCACAGACUUCUGGUUGAAGCCGAUACAGCUACGACAGUGAACGAACUGUGUUCACAGAUCAGUCAACGUAUAGGGCUCCAUGACAGAAGUGGGUUCUCCAUAUAUAUAACCCUGGGACAUAAGAUCGCCUGUCUUGGCCACGGUUUGCAUCGGGUAAUGGACGCUAUAUCAGAAUGCGAACAGAGCACAAAGGAACAGGGCAUGCGCGAAAGUAGUAGCACGUGGAGGUUGUACUUCCGGAAAGAGUUCUUUACACCAUGGUAUGACCCUGGUGAAGAUGCACAUGCCACAGAUUUGACAUAUCAACAAAUUAUGAGAGGUGUUUCUGUGGGAGAAUAUAAGUGUGAUAAGGACGAAGUGCUUGUUCUAAUGGCAGCUCAAAAGUAUUUUAUAGAUAACGGUGCAGAAACUGACGCCACUAAAAUAGAAAGCUUUUUAAAAACCUGGUUACCCAAAACUCAUAUGGAGACGAAAGAACUAUCCUAUUGGGUUGGCAAAGUGAAAACCGAAAUUGAAAAUGAUUUUCUGAAAGACAAACCACAUAAAACGUCUUUGAAGGCGGAUAUUGUGACAUUUGCUAUGAACAAGUGGUACAACUUAUUUUCGAGGUUUUAUGACUCCGCGAAGGUGCAGGGACCAAAUAUAUCCUGGACGGAUGUGAUAUUAGGAAUAAAUUGUAAAGGAUUUAAUAUCUUGGAUGAAAGUGAGAAUGUGAAAGUCCACCUAUCUUUUAUUGAGAUUACGCGUGUGACGAAGGGAAGGCAUACUGUGACAAUAUCAACGGUACAAGGGGAAGAUUAUACCGCGACAACCAUGCAUUCUGAGGACCUCUAUACCUUGAUGACGUCAUUCCAGGUGGGGCUUAGAAGGAGAUCAAUGUAUGCCAUUGCAGUACAAGAUGCUUCACAUUUCGAAAGUGCAAUAGGUUUUGGAAUAUCAAAAGGGGAUUUAAUAAAAUUUGACAAACCUUAUGAAGAAUAUGGUGAGUCGGAUGUUUACACGGGCAUCACAGUGACCAAUGGGAAGCAUGGAAACAUACCACGUGACCUUCUUUACAUCCUUCCAACCAAUGAUGAACCACCAGCAAAUAUCAUGGGGAUGUUAGCAGUCCAGCUGAGGAAGGAUGCACCAAGUAUAGUGCCGCCCGGGACUGCCGUUGCCGCUAAUGGUGCGGAGGGACACACCUUGCAUAAUUUCUCAAAGACAUACUUCAGGCAAUCAUCGGAAAAGAGUUCGGUGACCAAGUUACUUUCAAAAGCUUCGUUAAAGAGGAAAGAUAAAGACGUGGCGUGGAAGUUUAGUAAAGAACCAUUGAAGAAAGCUCUAAUGAGGAGGACGAACUUGAGAGAUGACUUGAGGAAGGCAGCUAUUAAAAGCUUCUCUGCUAUCCAGAUUUACAUGGGCGAAGCUCAAAACAAAGAUAACGUCCCAGACCAUGAACUGCUCAAUGACAACGUUAUUGAUCUUGCUAUGAGAAACAAAUAUUUGCGAGACGAGAUAUUCUGCCAGGUGAUGAAACAGCUUACAGGCAAUCCUAACAAAUUAAGCGAAGAGAGGGGUUGGCAGUUAAUGUGGUUAUUAUUAACAUGUACGUACCCACAAACAGACUUGUUUGACGAGCUCGAACUCUUCCUUAGAACAAACCAUAAUGUGUUCGCUAAACGGUGCCUUGCAAAACUUCACUCCACGAAAAGUGAAGGGUGUCGUUAUUCCCCUCCGCAUCCGCUGGAGUACGAGGCCUUGCACAACAAACAUCCAGCCAUCGAAUAUACAGUUCUCUUUCCGGACCAGUCCACUCAAACGAUAGAAGUUGACGCUAACACGAGAAUGUGUGACAUACAUCACAACAUUGUGAAAAGGCUUCAGUUAAAGCACAGUCAGGAGUAUGGUUUAUUCUUUGGUUUGAAAGACAAAGGUAAGAUAUUUCUAUUUCCUAAAAAGAUAAAUUUUUUUUGCGGUAGAAGAGUAAGACAUUGCUAACUAUUGAUAUUUUCG